Messenger RNA from Zychaea mexicana, 741 nucleotides. RefSeq lists its product as uncharacterized. The record is from RefSeq and is a predicted model, not a curated record. The transcript has 5 exons. NCBI's taxonomy places the organism in Eukaryota, Fungi, Mucoromycota, Mucoromycetes, Mucorales, Lichtheimiaceae. Bases 32 to 562 code for a protein of 176 amino acids.
CAGGAAAUAAAGCUAAAUCACGAAAUCGGUGAUGAUGCACAUUUUGAAUUCAGCACCCGAUCCAUACGGUACCGACAUUGUUGUCAAAAUUGUGCAGGCUGUUGUUUCUGUCGAACUGGAUGAAACUGUUCGCGUGUAUGAACAUUUAGUGGGAGACCCUAUCGGGUGCAUCAUUAUGAAAUCGCAGCAAGAUGGUAGCGAUGAUAGCUCAAUCAAGAAGCAAAACAACAGGAAGAAUCCAGACAGCAAUGAUAAUACCAAUGCAGUAAUGGAAUCACAUAUUCACCAGGUGCAAGUUCAUUUGGAAGAAGAGGAAAUAGGAAAAGGCGAGCAAAAUGGCUCCUUUCGUAGAUGGCUUGUUGAAUUGAAGGCGUCCAUUUGCGCCCCUCAAACUUCAGCAAUCCCAUUAAACAGUACAGACGUCAUCAUCGAUCUACUCUACAAAGGAUACAAAUUCGAGCAGACCAAAGAGUUUACAAUGCGAUCAACAUGCUUAAGAACUAUUAUGAUAGCACGGUCAUUGCGCAAGCUUUAUCGCCUUCUUGUCGCCUCUUGGAAGUGACGUUUGGUCCAAAAACAGGCGCAUUUUUCAAAAUGACAAAAAGAUCCUGUUGUGAUAAGCUACUUGCAGGAAAAAAGAGAGAGAGACGAGCAGCUGAAAACAGACUUUCCAAUUUUAAGAUCUAGCAGUUAUACUAGCCUGUUGGCGUAUGCUCUGGUGUUGCCUCUUAUAAAAUAACC